Messenger RNA from Colletotrichum chrysophilum, 1443 nucleotides. RefSeq lists its product as uncharacterized. The coding region runs from base 1 to 1443 and encodes 480 amino acids. NCBI's taxonomy places the organism in Eukaryota, Fungi, Ascomycota, Sordariomycetes, Glomerellales, Glomerellaceae. The record is from RefSeq and is a predicted model, not a curated record. The transcript is spliced from 4 exons.
AUGCCCAAGCUGCCCUCUCUCGUCCCGGCGGCCGUAGCCCAGCCGCUGUCCCGUGGGACGGAGCUGGUGAGAGGUGCGGUCGGGAGCCUGACCUGGGGCCCGGCGCUGUCCGUAGCCAAGCCCGCCAUCUUCUCCGUGUUCUCAAAGAUUGAGCGCGGCACGCUGCUGCUGGUCGACGAGCCCGCCGAGUCGAGGCACGUCUUCGGCCAGAAGCUCGGCGCAAAGUACAACGAGACCCUCACCAACGGUGACCACCAUGUCCCGCGCCGCGCCGACGCCGUGCCCCGCGUCGAGCUGGUCGUGAAGAGUGAUGCCUUCUGGAUGCGCCUGUUCCUGUUCGCCGACAUGGGCUUCGCGGAGGCGUACAUGCUCGGGGAGAUCGAGUGUAAAGACUUGACCGCCUUCUUCCAGCUGUUCAUUGUCAACCGCGAAGAAAUGGGCAACGGGACGACGUGGAUCUCAAGCUUCUCCGCCGCGAUCUCAAGCCUGGCCCGCACCACGAACACCCUCUCGAACGCGCUCCUCAACAUCUCAGCACAUUACGACAUCAGCAACGAAAUGUUCGCCGCCUUCCUCUCGCCAGAUAUGACGUACUCAUGCCCCAUCUGGCAACCGCAAACCGACCCGAACGCGCCGGAAGAAAGCCUGGAGGCCGCGCAGAUGACCAAGCUGCACCGCUUCAUCGACGGCGCGCGCAUAAAGGCUUCGGACCAUGUGUUGGAGAUUGGCACCGGUUGGGGCUCGUUCGCGAUCGAGGCGGUGAAGACGACGGGCUGUCGCGUCACCAGUCUGACGCUGUCCAAGGAACAGCAGGCCCUCGCGGAGGAGCGCAUCGCGGCGGCAGGCUUGAGCGACCGGAUCGAGGUGAGGCUGAUGGACUACCGGGCGCUGGAGGUGCCAGAAAAGCCAUUUGACAAGAUCGUGUCGAUUGAGAUGCUGGAAGCCGUUGGGCAGGAGUUCCUGGCGACGUAUUUCGCGUGCAUGGACAAGCUGCUGAAGAAGGAUGGCGGCAUCGCGGUGUUCCAGUGCAUCACCAUGCCAGAGGGUCGCCAUGAGGCGUACUCCAAGGGAGAAGAUUUCAUCAACCAUUACAUCUUCCCCGGCGGGUAUCUGCCAUCCAUCACCCAGCUGCUAAACCACAUUACGAACGAGUCGAGGGGAACGCUCAUUGUCGAGAAGGUCGAAAACAUUGGUGGCCACUACUCAAAAACGCUGCGCCUGUGGAAGGAGGCGUUCCUGCAAAACUUUGACGAGAAAAUCCGGCCAGCUCUGAAGCUGGAACACGAGAACAUGACCGAGGAAGAGAUUGAUGUAUUCAGGAGGAAGUGGGAGUAUUACUUCACAUACUGCGAAGCCGGAUUCCUGACGAAAACGCUUGGCGAUGUUAUAAUAACGGUUGGCCGCGAGGGUGCUUUGGAGUUGAUGGAGGGUAUUGCUCUGUAA